AUGCGGCUCUCCAUCUACAACAUCUUCGCUGCCAGUGCCUCGGCCCUACUACACGGCUCAGGAUCGUCGUUCUGCAAUGUCGGCACGGUUCCAACAACAUGUCAACAGCUCAAGAGCGAUUUCCCAAACAUCACACUAUUGCCUGAUGAUCCCGGCUAUUUGAACGAAACCAAAGUCUCAUGGAGUGCUUCGGCUUGGGAACGUCCCGCGUGCGUCGUAGUGCCUCACGAUGCUUCCGAGGUUUCCAGCUUCGUCAAGCAACUAACGGCAUCGCAUGUGCCGUUCGCGAUGAGAGGCGGUGGCCACAUGCCCAUCGCGGACGCUGCGAAUAUCAAUGCCACGGGCGUGCUCAUCUCCAGCACCAAUCUCCAGACUCUUCGACUGUCUGAGGACCGAUCUUACUUUUCAGUGGGCCCCGGUCCGAGAUGGGCAAACGUUUACGAGUCUCUCAAUGGCACGGGCUUGAUCGUCGUGGGAGGACGCUUGGGUCCUGUUGGAGUGCCAGGCUUGCUUCUUGGUGGAGGGCUUUCGUUCUACAGUUUCAACCAGGGGAUGGCUUCUGCAGGCGGCAAAAUUCGAGCGUACGAAUGUGUAUUGGCUGACGGAUCCAUUGUUACUGCAACUUCGGAUAACGAACAUUCUGACCUGUGGUGGGCUCUGCAAGGAGGUGGAAACUCCUUUGCCAUCGUCACUCGUUUCGACCUCCAGACCUUUUACGACCCCACGCCGUUGAUUGCAGAAGCUUCUUACGGCAGUGGCGACCCUGUUCGAGAAGCAUUCCUGGCUGCUGUAUUGGCCUUCACAGCAGAUGAGGAUGCCGAUCCUUUCGCUGCCAUCACACCAAUUGCACGUUGGGGUCCGAACUACACACAGCCUGCAUAUUUCUCGACGCUCUUCUACAACGGGACUGCGGCUCCAACAUCAGGUCCGUUCGCGGAAUUUGUCAACAGCACUACGACUGGUCUUCCCGCUGAUGAUGGAUCCUCGGUUUUAAGUAAAUUGCCGCUCGCAUCGUACGGAGCAGGUUACCUUCCAGCUUUCCGAGCUGGCGGUGAAUCGUAUGGUCGUCGUCAAAAAUUCCGCGUCAUCAGUUCCAAGGCCACCAAGGCCACCAUUCAGAUUAUCCAUGACACAUAUUUUGACGUCCUCAACUCCACUGGUAUCGCGAAUACCGUUGGUGACUUCUUCACUGGCCUUGCGUUCAAUCCUGUCACGACCAGGAUGGCUGAAGCAAGCAAAGGGUCGCCAUACGGAAUUCCAGUUGAGCCGGCGUUUUGGGUAGAGCAGAGCGUGACGUGGGCCUCAGAUGAAGAUGACUCUGUCAUCGAACAGUUCCUUGCUGAGGUCGACACCAAGAUUGAACAGAAACUCCAAGAGGUGGACGGCUAUUCGAGUUACAUCUAUCUCAACGACGCCGAUAAGGGCCAGAACGUGUUUGAGAGCUACGGAGCGAGCAAUUUGCGCCGUCUUCAGGAGAUCAGGGAGAAGUAUGAUCCUGAGCGGGUCUAUACUGACUUGAUGCCUGGCGGCUGGAAGGUUGCACAUGCUCAGGAUGCGACACAGGCGUCGGCGAGGUCUUAUUGA
Zasmidium cellare ATCC 36951 is the source of this 1584-nucleotide messenger RNA. RefSeq lists its product as uncharacterized. Lineage: Eukaryota; Fungi; Ascomycota; Dothideomycetes; Mycosphaerellales; Mycosphaerellaceae. The transcript has 3 exons. Bases 1 to 1584 code for a protein of 527 amino acids. The record is from RefSeq and is a predicted model, not a curated record. Gene Ontology annotation, molecular function: oxidoreductase activity; FAD binding.